This is a messenger RNA of Artibeus jamaicensis (Jamaican fruit-eating bat), 2262 nucleotides long. It is a transcript of the gene MUC3A, whose product is annotated as mucin 3A, cell surface associated. The record is from RefSeq and is a predicted model, not a curated record. NCBI's taxonomy places the organism in Eukaryota, Metazoa, Chordata, Mammalia, Chiroptera, Phyllostomidae.
AUGAAAACAGGUCUAGGUGACAGGCUUCUGGGCAUUGCUCCAGCAUUCCGAAGGGGGAAGGCAGAUGAAGAAUACCCAACUCCGGGUGAUAAGAAAGGCAGCCCUCACCACAAGGGGCCCAUGCAGCUACUUGGGCUCCUCAGCCUCCUAUGGAUGCUCAGGGCCUUCCUGGGGGCCACAGGUACACGUUCUUCUGUCACUGCUUCUCCUACUUCAUGUGAAACUACAAAAAAUUCUUUAAUCAUAUCUUCUCUAAUAACCUCUUCUAUUGGAACAACUCCGACUGUUUCGAUUUCCCCCACCACCCCAUGUCCAGAAUACAUAUCUGUUACAAUAGUGCCUACUUCUCCCACCACUCCAUGCAUAGAAAUUGAUCAAAAUAGUAAAGCUACCUUUACUCCCACUAUCCCAUUAUCGGUCUUUACCUCUACUACUGAGAUGGCCACCACCUGUCCUAGUUCCACCAGUAUGACAACAGUAUUUCUUACACAUAUGGACACUUCUACUUCAUAUUUGGAAAUUGAUCCCACCAACAUCAUAACUGAGGCCCCUAAUUCUCUCAGCCCUGGGACUACUAUUCCCAUUAGCAUAGUUUCGACAAGCACACAAAGACCCACCAGUGGUACCUGGAUGAGCUCCUACUCUGUAACCACCCCACCUGUGUCCAGCUUCACUAGUCUCCCACUGACCAUGGAGUGAAGCAGCAGCUUUCCAACUGUCAUGAUAAUGUUGAGCAAGUUGACACACCCCAGCCCAACCAUGACCAGGACCCCAAAGACAUCAGUGGUCACCACUCAGACUCCCACCACUUUUACAUCACCCGGGACAACUCUGACCACUACUCAGAUGACCACACCAUCUCUACUGACCACCAACCCAGGUUGCACCUGUGACAAUGGUGGCACCUAGAUACAAGGCCAUUGCCUUUGUCCCUCGGGGUUCUCUGGGGACCACUGUGAGCUCCAGGAGAUCAGAUGCCAGAACAAAGGUCAAUGGGAUGGCCUCAAGUGCCACUGCCACAGUACCAUCUAUGGAUCCCAGUGCGAGUUUGCUGUGGAAAAGGUGGAACUGAAAAUGGUGGACACUGAAGUGGGCAUGGAGGUGUCUGUCCAGCAGACAUUCACCCCAGACCUCAAUGAUAACACUUCUGAGGCCUAUAUAGAUUUCAGCAACACCUUCAAGAAUCAGAGAUCCUUGGCAUUUCAAAUGAAGAAUGUUUACGGAAACAUGCAGGGGUUCAAGGAUGUGGAAAUCCUGUCCCUGAGGAAUGGAAGCAUCGUGGUAGACUAUUUGGUUCUGUUGGAGUUGCCUUUCAGUGUCCAGCUGGAGAAUGAGUAUGAGAAGAUGAAGACAGCCCUGAAGGAGGAUCUCCAGAAUGCCAGCAAGAACAGCUGUCUGAAUAACCAGACCCUGUGUUAUAAGCAUGACUCCAUCAAGGUGAACAACAACAUCACCACGAAGCUGACCCUGGGAGCCAUCUGUUGCUGCACAGCUGCCCAGGAUUUCUACUUUCCCUUGGUGGAGGACAGCCAGCUCCACUGCGUUACCAAAUGCACAUCGGAAGUGGAUGGCACCAUUGACCGUAACCAGGGCCUGUGCUUUCUAGAGAAAAGUGGUCCGGCUUUCCGCUGCUUCGCCACGAACAUGCACUGGUUCCUGGGUCGCUGCGAGAUGUCUGUCUCCUGGAAGGCGCUGAUUGGGGGCCUAGCGGGGGCCGUAGCCCUGCUGCUGCUGGUGGUGGCAUUCGGCAUCUUUGUGGUGGGUCCCCAAAGGAGGCGCUGCGAACGUGGAGACUGGUCUGGGGACACGAAAUGGUUCCUGAUGUGGGAUGAGGACUCUGUGGGAACUUUUACCAACUUGGGCUUCCGAGACGACAGCACAGGUGAGUACUUCCCCUUGGGGGAGGAGCAGGAGUUUCCCUCAGCACCACUUCGGCCAGAGCAGGACCCGAAUAUCUCCCUCGCUCAGGACAGACGUAUACCUCCUGCUAGGGAGCUCAGCUCGCUGCUUGCCCAGUCCUCGCUGUGGAACAUCCAAUCCAAGAAGGAAAACUUCCAUGUGGCCUUGGAGAAUGUGCCCACCAAUGUAAGGGUACGCACCCAGACACCUGAGGUGGCCUUGUCCUGGAUAAUCGACUUUAUCUUCAGCACCUUCUACAAGCAGUUCCACCUCUACUGCAGGGUCUACGGGAGCAGAAUCGACUUUAUCUUCAGCACCUUCUACAAGCAGUUCCACCUCUACUGCAGGGUCUACGGGAGCUAG